Boleophthalmus pectinirostris (great blue-spotted mudskipper) is the source of this 3768-nucleotide messenger RNA. RefSeq names its product platelet-activating factor receptor (gene ptafr). Gene Ontology annotation, molecular function: platelet activating factor receptor activity; G protein-coupled purinergic nucleotide receptor activity. The coding region runs from base 34 to 1185 and encodes 383 amino acids. Gene Ontology annotation, cellular component: membrane. Gene Ontology annotation, biological process: G protein-coupled receptor signaling pathway; chemotaxis. NCBI's taxonomy places the organism in Eukaryota, Metazoa, Chordata, Actinopteri, Gobiiformes, Gobiidae. The record is from RefSeq and is a predicted model, not a curated record. The transcript has a single exon.
ACACAUCCUCUUUGGCUUUCGCAGUGCGCCACAAUGCUGCCUUCGACGCUCCACACCACAGAGGCCCCGGCGUCCACCCCCCUGCCCGCCAACGCCUCCUCCUUCCUGGACUCGGAGUUCCGGUACGCCCUCUUCCCUCCCGUCUACGGCCUCAUCUUCAUCCUGGGCCUCUUCGCCAACAUCUACGUCCUCUUCGUCAUCCGCUGGCUCCGCGAGGCUCGGGCCAUGGGCGAGAUCCGCAUCUACAUGACCAACCUCACCGUCGCCGACCUGCUGUUCGUGAGCGCGCUGCCGUUUUGGGUGGAUUACUACAGUCGUCGCGGCGAUUGGAUUUAUUCCGACUUCAUGUGCCGUCUAACUGGAACGUUUUUUUUCAUCAACACCUACUCUUCCAUUCUUUUCUUGGGAGCUAUCAGCGUCAACCGGUACUGGGCAGUCGCGCGACCGCUUGACGCCGCAUCUUCAGAUCGUAGAUGCCGCGGGAUCGUGAUUUGCGUCGUUAUUUGGUUAGCGAUAAUUGGCAUGUCCAUUCCAUAUCUGCUGUCACCCGGAACCAACGUCCACUCCGACGGGAAGACGCGCUGUUUCGAAGGCUACCAGGACAGCAGGGAUACGCAAAAACAAAUCGUCGCCGCUACGCAUUUCGGCAUCAUCGGGAUAUUCUUCGUCAUUUUCAUCCUCGUGACCGUCUGCAAUCUCCUCAUCAUGCAAAACCUCCUCACGCAAGCCCCGCCCCAAACCGAGAUACGAUCCAGCACCAUGCUGUCGAGGAAGUCCACGAGAACUUUGUCCAACGCGAAACGUCCGAGAGGCGUGAAGAGGAGGGCGACGCAGAUGUUACUCGCGGUCGUCGGCGUGUUCAUUCUCUGCUUCCUGCCGCAUCACGUGGUCCAGGGUCCAUGGGUGCUGGCGGUGUUGCAGAUUCAGGACGGAUGGGGCCACGUGGAUUGGUCGGCAAAGACGUUGCAGGAUUUGAACGACGCGCAUCAGGUGACGUUGGUGCUGAUGGGGCUGAACUGCAUCCUGGAUCCGGUGGUGUACUAUUUCGCCACAAGGAAAUUCCGCAGGUUCAUCAUGCAGCAUCUGAAGAAGUUUGUCAAAGGAGAAGGCUGCUCCAACACGACCACAUCGCAGGUUUCCAUGGACAGCAAACAUGCGGUACAGCUUCACGAGGUCAACAGAUGAACUGGACAAUAUUGACUCUUUGUAAAUAAAAAAAAAAAAACACUGUUUUAAAAUGUGAAAAAACCAAAACUUAUCCAUUUUAGAUAAUCAGACUGCUCACAGGCUCCUGAAAAUGUGCUCUUUAAGUGCAUUUUGAGUUUUCAGAUGAUCUUAAAACGUUUUUUUAUGGGACAAUUCCGUUUUUCAAGGGACGGUUGGCGACCCUGAUCACAAGCUUCAUUUGAGCAGAGCCGAACGCUGUGGGUGACGUGACACUCGCUUACUCGAAUUACAAGUCUCUUUGUUUAAAUUAAGAGUUAUGGUGCAACAAUAGCUAAAAAAAAUACAGAGGAACUACAUAGACCAUGAUCCUUUGCUCCAUUUCAGUGCAGACGACAAGAAGAAAUAACAGUUCUAACACUUUUAAGUCUUUGUUCUUUGGAUUAAGUCUUGUCGCAUUUUAAGAAGAAAAAGUUGCAUAUUAACAGUUUUGUUUGUAAGCCUCCACAAAAUAUCGCAAUAAAUAUCGUAUCAUGAGAUGUUUAUCGUGAAAAUAUCGUACCGAGACAUUUGGAUAUUGUUACGUCCCUAACCAUAAGCCUUCCCACCAUAUCGCAAUAAAUAUCGUACUGUGAGCGUCAUACCGUGACGAUAUCGUAUCGUGAGACUUCGAUAUCGUUACACCCCAAAACAGAGCAAACUCUCAUUCCAGUAAAACAGAGUUAACACAGUUCUAUUUAAAAGUUUGCUACAAGUCUUAACUAGUGCUUACUGCUGAGUCAGUGUCAGUGUUGUGAGCAUUAUGGUUUUGCAUCAUAGGACAAAAAUGUUUUUAAAAAAUUCAACGUUAUUCUCAAUGAGCAAGUAUCCAGGCUGGUUCCACCUAAUGCCUCCGCUCAAUUUAAUUUCUUUCCAGCGACUAGGUCAGGAAUCAGAAUGCACUAGACAGUUUGCAAGAACUCUAGAAGUUGUAGACCGCACACCGACCAAUCAGGUGUGAGCUGUGAAGCCAUGACGUCAAACUCAAGACUACGUUUAUCUGAAACAAAAUCCGCGUAUCACCGUAUCACUGAAUCGGAAACGAUCUGCGUCCAGACACGUUGUUUCUGUGUCCGCAAUCAAAGUUUUCCCUAUCCACACAGCUUUGAGCAGAUUUGUUUACAUUUUACAGAAAUUAAACUUAAAACCACAUGGCUAAUUUGCAUAAACAAGGUGCUCCAAAAAACAUAUCGGUAUUGUGUCGCUGAUGCGGUUCAGCUUCUGUCGGACUAAAGGACACGACUCAGUGGAAUAUGAGUGUUCUUUCUGUGACAGAGGGGUGUUCUGCUGAUGGUGAGUCUGUUCUGUGUUUCUGUCAUGUUGGAGAUGGUUCAUGUUAAACUUUUCAGAGAUUAUACGUCUGCAGAUCAGACGCACAGACCGUAUUUAUGAAUGGACAUGUAUUCUAGCCUCUUAGUGUUUUGGUGGUGAAUUACUUCGUGGCGCAUAGACCCACGUCAGCGUAUCAACGUUUUCAGUGCUGAAUCAGAUCCGUACUCAAAUUAAUUCAUAGGAGCUGGCGGCACCAGAUCGUUUUGUCUCUGGAGCCGUUUUCAGUCGGAUUAGUGUGAACGAACACUGCAUCCACAACGAAAAUGACUCAAAGACUGUACAUUCUAGUGUGGACGGGGCUAACGAUUCCGGAGAUCGAGGAUUUAAAGCGGGAACAAAGAGAAAGUUUGGUGAAUUUUAUCAAGGGGAAAGACGUUAUUGCCCUUUUUCCUGUGGGAUUUGUCGCAUUACAUACGUCACGACCAAAGAGCAGCGAUUGGUUAAAUAAAAAAGUACUCGCCUACCGUCGAGCGAACAAAUCCUAAUCCUAAUCCUAGACUUUAAUAUGAGUCUUGUUUGAACACAUCUGAAUAUAAAAAUUUAGCUGGAACUUGGUGAGCUGAUUUGUGCUGUUUAACAAGUCCCUCUAAAAUAAUAUUAGCCAACAGUUUUUCAUUUAGUCACUCUCGGCUUUUUGUUGAAAAUCAAACUCUUAAAACGGGACCGUGAACGCUCGGACUGAUCACACGCCCCUGAAAAUGUGCUCUGUAAAUGUGUUUUGAGUUUUCAUCUGAUCUUUAAAAGUUUUACAUUUUUUCUGUGUUUUCUAAAGUGUGCACUGUGUCACCGCGGUAACUGCUGAACAUUCUGCCACAGAUAUACAUGCAUUUCCCCCUGGUGUGGUGUCAUUGCACAGUAUCAGUCGCCUUUCAUGCGUAGGCAAAACAAAAAAGCACAUUUUGAGUUGUUGGUAGCUUUAAAUGAAAUGAAUUUUGUAUAGACGUUUAUAUUUAUUAUUAUGAUUUUUUUUUUUACAUGUCAGAUCUGUUUUUUUUAUUCUCUUUAUUGAGUUUUUCAGGUGUAUAUCGACAAUACAAUGUAACAUAGUUUAUUAAAAAAAGAAAAAAAUGAAAAAAAGAGUGAACAACAAGAGGAUAGAUUGAAUAAACUGUUUUCACCUCAGUAAUUACACGUUGUAUUUAUUCCGUUUUAAUGUUUUUGUAUUUUUAUGACACACUGUCUCAUGUAGCGAUGUACAAAUAUGACCUGUUUCAUUAAAAUGUUCCUCCAGUG